GAGAGAGAGAGGCGACAGACAGACGAGCCGCCGACAACAUUUGGACCUUCUCUGACUUCUGGAGCGCUUCUCUAACUGUUUGGACCGUAGUUUUUUUUUUUUUUUUAAUUCCCACCAUGACACUUUUAAGGGAGCGCUGCGGUACCAACAUUUUACCGGCCGGAGAGCUGAAGUGAGAGAAAAAGGGGAAGUUGUUGUUGUUUUGGAGAGGAUAAAGGACAAAAUAAACCCAUUAAAAAAAAGAAAGAAGUGACUUUCUUCUGUCAAGUUCAAGGCAGCUAAUUUCAUCUUUGUGGAGGGGCAUGGACACCCACGUCAAGGAGGGACAACUUUAUGUGCAGCAUCAAAAGUUUGGGAAGAAAUGGAAGAAGAACUGGUUCGUCCUCUACCCUGCCAGCCAAAACGGCAUCGCCCGCCUCGAGUUCUACGAUGCGCCCUCGGGCGGAGGAGGCGGAGGCGGCGGAGGCUCGGGAAGCGGGUCCAAUGAGAAAACCAGGAAGCUGGACAAGAAGAUCAUCCGCUUGUCAGAAUGCAUUUCCAUUUUGCCGGCUUUGACAGAAAGCUGCCCCAAAGACAACAUGGCAGCGUUUUGCGUGGAGACGAAUGACAAGAUGCACAUGUUCGCUGCAGAAAAGAACGCCGCUAAGGACUGGAUGGACACCAUGUGUGACAUUGCAUUUCAGGGUGGAAGUGGCAGCAGCAGCAGCGCUACAGAUUCUAAUGGGGGACCGCAGGACCUGCAGAUGUCUGAAAACCUCAUCUACUACUCCAGAGAGGAGGUGAAUGAGUUCUGGGUGAGCAUUCAACGUACAGAAGCAUCCGAACGUUGUGGACUUGCAGGAAACUACUGGCUGAAAGCUGAAAACGACAUCUUGAUCCUGAAGGAGCCAAAGACGAAGAGGAACAUUUUGGUGUGGCCGUACAAGCUGCUGAGGAGAUAUGGGAGAGAUCGGGUGAUGUUUUCUUUUGAAGCUGGCCGGCGCUGUGACUCAGGCCCCGGAAACUUCACCUUUGAGACCAAGCAGGGCAACGAGAUCUUCAAGUUGGUGGACCAGGCCAUCCAGUCGCAGAAGGCUCUGGCGGAGGAGCGUCACCUCAGCUGCCCCAUGAACUUUGAUCCAGAGUGCCCCGCGUCCCUGCAGCACAUACGCAACGCUGUUCCUGGUGGUGUGACGACGGGAAGCGGAGACAGCAGCAGCUGCAGCAGUCGGGAGGCGGACGGCGAUUCGGGCGGCAGCAAACCAGGCUCGGCUGAUGGUGUGCUCGGAAAGAGAGAGGGAGGAGAUGGAGGAGUAAGGGGGCAAGGAAGUGGAGGAGGAAUCAAAGGGAGGAGUUUACCAGAGCCUCCAACAAUGUUGGGGGUUCUGGGAGGAGGAGGGACACCUCCACGGUCUCCUAGAAACCAUGCAGGGAAGGUUGUGUCCUCAGCUGAUGAACAUGCAGGUCUUUAUUCUGAGCCAGCAGAUUCAGUCCGUCUGCCUCUGCACAGCGCUGACUGCCUCUAUUCUGACCCAGUGGACAGCAUCAAGGGUCAGAAUCAAACCAGCAACCCAACCACCCCACCAGUGCCCAAUCCACGCCUCCGACCAGUAGGAGACGACAACUCGGGAGGCGGUAUCCAAGAUCAUCAUCACCACACAGGCAGCAACCACAGGAAGCCACCUGACCUGUACUCACACGUGUACGACCGGAUCAGCCUGGAGCUGAACCAGAAAACAGGCGCGCUGAAUCUGAACGGAGCUACAGGGGGAGGAAGAGGUGGAGGAAGAGGGGUCAACAGUAACAGGCGACCCCCAGGAGGUCAAGCAGAAGGUGCCUCAUCGCUUCCAGCUUCUCUGGAGCAUAUAUACGAUGAACCAGAGGGCUGCGCAAAAGGAAGCAUCAGCUUGCCUCCAAGCUCAGGGAUGACUAUUUACGAUGAGGCCCGUGCAGAGCCUCACAGCCAGAGGAGGCAUGAAGAGGGGGCGGCUCCAUCAGGACCGGAGGGGAGCUACAGCACUCCUACUCAGGGGAAGCCGUCGGAGCCCCAUAGACACUCUCCUCCACAGCUGGGCCUGAGCCGCGGCACACCACAACCUCCGACACCCAGGUGGCCCAAACCCGUCACUGCUCCCAAGCCGGGAAAAGGCGCUUUUGCUCGAAAGGAGCCGGUGCCGCUGCCCCCUGGGAAACACGGCGGCCCUGGCAGUAAUGUGAACAACAACAACAACAUUUGGGGUGAUGGUGGAGAAGGGAGGGAGCUGUACAGCAAAGUGUCAAAACAGAAGCCUCUUCCUGCUAAUUUGUGGUACAGCCAGCACCAUCAGGCGCGACUGAGAUCACCUGAUAUCAUCUAUGACAACCUGGGAGAUAUUUGACGUUGCUCUUUGUCUACGACGCUGAACGCUGUGUUCUUCCAGCUUUUGAGAGGACUAAGCACAUUUUACAUUUCUUCCAUCUGUGGACUGGAAUAAUUAUUUGAGACAGUCGAUUCAUUCGGAGUGGAUUAGCUCACAACUAUGAGAAAACCACAUUACGGCUGCAUUUUGAUACAUGGAGUGCAACUAUUGUAGGGCCACCCUGUGUGUGUGUGUUUGAGAAAGAGAGAGCGAGUGUUUGCAUGGUCAAACCCAUAAUUGGCGUACCAAGCCACAGUGUGGUUGGAGCCAGCCACUUCACUUGAACACACACACACACACAAACUGUAUGGCUUUGCCAGAGGGACCUCGGCCUACGGGCUUCACUUUAACAAGCUGAGAGAGUGGCUUGGCUCGAAAAAGUCUGCUGUGCUUAUGAAGUGACUGGGAAACAUGUUUUUGCGCUGCUGCUUUUCUGUUUCUCUGAAAUAUGAGACAAUGUGACAGCCAGGAGUCAUUACUGGACAGGUUUGGAGUAUCUCUGAGACUUCACCAAAAGGAGCUGAUCCUUUUAAGUUUGUGUUUUCUGGACUGACUUAUUGCCUUAAAUCCUACUGAUACUAGGAGAUUUACUUUUUCAGCCCAGGACACUAACGUAGGACGUGGUUGCAUCUUCGGAGCCAGCAUUUGAAGAAGAAAUCAACAGUGGUGGCACUGUUUUGGAGGAAGCAUGAAAAGUCGGACUUGGGUCUUGAAACGGACAUAAAGGGGUCGUAGGGUCACAUGGUUGUCUUAUGGUCAAUAAAUCACAAGGGCCACUUCCUGCACAAGAUAAUAUUUUUGGAAUUUUGUUAUGUUUAUGUAUAGAAAAACUAAAUAUGAAACUAAUCAAUCCCCGCAAUGUGCUAGUAUGUAUGUGUCAGAAACAGCUGUGCUGUGUGUAAAUAUAACUAAUAAUAAAGUGGAUCUAUAAACUUUAAA
Molecule: messenger RNA, 3317 nt
Organism: Stegastes partitus (bicolor damselfish)
Lineage: Eukaryota; Metazoa; Chordata; Actinopteri; Pomacentridae
Gene: dok1b
Product: docking protein 1b
Exons: 5
Coding region: 303-2357 (684 amino acids)
Biological process (GO): positive regulation of MAPK cascade; Ras protein signal transduction; cell surface receptor protein tyrosine kinase signaling pathway
Cellular component (GO): cytoplasm
Source: RefSeq, a predicted model, not a curated record